Molecule: messenger RNA, 1424 nt
Organism: Stegodyphus dumicola
Lineage: Eukaryota; Metazoa; Arthropoda; Arachnida; Araneae; Eresidae
Product: chymotrypsin-like elastase family member 2A
Biological process (GO): proteolysis
Molecular function (GO): serine-type endopeptidase activity
Source: RefSeq, a predicted model, not a curated record
AUGAUAUACAUAUUUAUUCUGACAGUUCUUCAAACUCUCACACGACCUGAUCAAGACAAUGCUUUAAGAGUAUAUAUUAGAGAAAUAUACAAAGAAUUGAGAGAAGAUCAAAAUAUUGUGUUUAAUUGUUUGAAGGGACGCGUUGGACAUUUUGGAAAUGAGAGGGCGGACGCACUGGCCAAGGAGGCAAUUACCGAUGUUAAUGCUCGUAACAUUAAUGUACAGGGAUCAACACGGAAAGCUGUGACUAUUAUGAAAAAUUAUAUUUAUGAUAAAUGGAGGGAGGAUUGGAAAAGGUCUGAUCGAAAUAAAGCUGGCGAAGCUAUAGAUACUCCAGAUUUUCAGUGCCACAAAUUGUAUGAAUACGAUGCUUCAACAAAAGGAACAGUUUCCAGUCCAUUCUAUGGGAAAAUGGAGUUUCCCGAAGUACAGUAUACUUCUAAGGAUUGCCUGAGUGUCAAUAUUAAGGCUGAAGAUCGUACUAUAAAAGAAACGACUCAUGUUCCAUAUAAUUUUAAAACCGGAUUAUCAGCAUGUCGAUGCAGUGAUAAGAGGGAAUACGAAAAGCAUUUUGUUUAUUAUUUAGUUACAAAAAUCAAGUUGACUUUCAAAGAUUUUGAUCUCGAUCCAUCCAGCGGUUGCGUGCAAGACCGAUUGGUGGUAUACGGCAAAGACAAACAGAUCGUUCUAGGUAUACUUUGCGGUUCACAACUACCCCGUCCCUACCUUUCUAAUAAAGGAGAGAAUGAAAUACGACUUCUUUUUCAAACUGACUACAUGAGGGGAGGAAGAGGUUUUCUCAUAGAGUACGAAAGCUCGCCUUUCCUCGAGCUUUGCGAUUUUUUCUACACUCCAUGCAAAAACCGUAACUGUUACGACGAAAUGAAGAAAUGUGACGGAAUAGAUGACUGUGGAGAUGGAACCGAUGAAGAAGACUGUGGUAUGCCUAUCAUCAAUUUUCCAACGGAUUGCGGAGAAGCACCUAUCGCACCGAAAACCAUCCCCUCCACGGAUCGUCUCGUCGGGGGUGAACCAGCUGUCCCCAACAGUUGGCCAUGGCAGGUCUCUCUUCAGUAUGCAUUUAGUGACCCCAACGGUCAUUUUUGUGGUGGCACACUCAUAAAUGCUCAGUGGGUUUUAACAGCAAGUCAUUGUGUCGUAGGAGGUCCUUAUCCCGGAAUGAUAAAAAUUCAUUUAGGAGCCCACGGCAAGUAUAACAAGACCCGCUAUGAGCAAGUGAGAAUAUCCAAGAAAAUAAUUUCAUAUCCUGAUCUCGAGCUUGACAACGUAAGUAUAUUUAGAGAAAAUAUAUGUGAGCAUCAUAUUAUCGUUUAAACAUGUACAUAUAUGUACUUCUGACUAAAUAAUUUUAAAAUCUGAAACCGUUUGGUAAGGAAAGGUAUUUUUAAAGAAUUCAGAUUAAC